Messenger RNA from Zingiber officinale, 448 nucleotides. RefSeq names its product ATP synthase subunit epsilon, mitochondrial. Gene Ontology annotation, biological process: proton motive force-driven mitochondrial ATP synthesis. Gene Ontology annotation, cellular component: mitochondrial inner membrane. Gene Ontology annotation, molecular function: proton-transporting ATP synthase activity, rotational mechanism. Lineage: Eukaryota; Viridiplantae; Streptophyta; Magnoliopsida; Zingiberales; Zingiberaceae. The coding region runs from base 74 to 289 and encodes 71 amino acids. The transcript has 2 exons. The record is from RefSeq and is a predicted model, not a curated record.
UGGUCUAUUCCUAGGGUCGAAAUCUUACGCAUUUCUCUAAAGAGGAACGAGAUCAUUCGUGUUGCAGCGUGCGAUGGCGAGCACUGGUGCGGCGGUGCCGUUCUGGAGAGCGGCGGGGAUGACGUACAUCAGCUACUCCAACAUCUGCGCCUCCCUCGUGAGGUCCUGCCUCAAGGAGCCUCACCGAUCGACGGCGGCUGCUCGGGAGAAAGUCCACUUUGCUAUCUCCAAAUGGGCCAACGGAAAGCCGGAAAGUCCUACCAUUAGAUCAGAUUCAGCAGAAGCAUGAGAGCCGAAGCAACUAUGGGUUUCACCAACAACUCAGUUUGAAUAUGUUUUUUUUUUUCCAAACAAUGGUCAAACCGUAACAUGUUUAUGGUUGGUCUUUUCUGCACGCAGAGAAUAAUGUUAAAUGUAGAAUUGCUACAUUUAACACCAUUGUUGUUUC